Molecule: messenger RNA, 1141 nt
Organism: [Torrubiella] hemipterigena
Lineage: Eukaryota; Fungi; Ascomycota; Sordariomycetes; Hypocreales; Clavicipitaceae
Source: the annotation of a GenBank genome assembly
GCCGCCGCUCCCUUGGCCACCCUCCAUCCAAGCUAAACGCCGAUGGCUACCUGACUACAAAGUGCAUCAGCGUCACAGAACCAGGUAUUACUUUUUUUAAGCUAGUGCUAUUUUCUGUCCCUCUACCCACGGCCGAUGAGUUCCUUUUGGGAAACCGAUCCGUGAGCCGCUGAGCGCCCUCCUGUAGCCUUGUCCGCUGUGUGAUCAUGUCUGCCUGGCCACACCCGCCAAUCCCCGAAUGCUGGCUUGCUUGCUGCCACUGCUCGAUAUUCUAUUUAUACUAUUGGUACCCUUUGUCAUAGUCAUAUGCUUUGUUGUCUCUUGGCCCCCAACCAACCACACUAAAUAACGUUCUAUUCUUCCUUUCAAGGCUCUGCUUACCAGCCCAGCUGACCCUUGCCCGUUCAACGCUUUUAUUCUCAGCGGUCCCCUCUGGACUUUGAUCAAUCUGUUUUUUUAGGAGUUGUACUCUAAACAUUAGCACCCAUGUGCUACGGAAAUAUUCUUUUACAUCCAUCUCGACGUUCAGUCUGCCUCUCAGCGAGAGCCCACCAAGACAUGGUAAACCUCAGUAUUACAGAUGAACCGUCCGCUUCUUCACCACAAGCAUCACACAAUGCCUCAGAUACAGCGCAACAAUCUAGCACCAUCCCAUCGUCAUUGUAUGAGCUACUGGCGUUAGCCCACGAAGCCAACACACGUUACAAGAACCGCAAGGCAAAUUCCGCUGCACAUAUGGUGUUACGAGCAUCACAGCAGAAGCCAGUGUGCCUAAAGCCCGUCGAUCCUACAAAAGUUUCCAAAAGCAACAACUGUCAAAAAUCAAAAGUGUCUGCUGGGCCUCCAAUAUCGCCACAGCAAAAAUAUGCUACGCCCCCCGACGAAGGGUCAUGAGUCCACGCCGACGUUCUCCCUAGAUUAUGAGUCCUGAUGAUAUUUUGACAACUUUAAGCGACAUUCCAGGCGUUUUAUUUUUACUUCAAUCCAGUGCUGAGCACUCAUUAACUGUUGGCCGCAAAUGCCUUUUUAUUUUAAUAGCCAGAGUGGAAUUUUUUAUUUCUGUUGGAGAUACCCUACAUACAAAGUCGUCUAGCAUUAUUCGCACCUAAUACUUUAUUCACGUAAAAUUAAAAGUUAUCUG